Molecule: messenger RNA, 7184 nt
Organism: Scylla paramamosain (green mud crab)
Lineage: Eukaryota; Metazoa; Arthropoda; Malacostraca; Decapoda; Portunidae
Gene: Sec71
Product: brefeldin A-inhibited guanine nucleotide-exchange protein 1-like
Exons: 32
Coding region: 220-5877 (1885 amino acids)
Biological process (GO): regulation of ARF protein signal transduction
Molecular function (GO): guanyl-nucleotide exchange factor activity
Source: RefSeq, a predicted model, not a curated record
UGUGGUGGUGCGACAUCGAGACGAAGCGACCUCAAGAUGGCGGCGUGGUUGAGGGAGGAUCAGCUGUUUUAAGUUUGUUGACACGUCAUCAUCCUGUUAAAAGUUAUUUUUGUGGUGGUUUAGUUUGUAUUUAUUUAUCGAAGCUCAAAUCGAGAAUAUCAGGUUUGCGUUUGGGUCACAGGGCGGCCCGCGGGAAGCAACACAAGAGGAUGUAUUAGAAUGACAUCAUCACCCUUCGCAAGAAUGUUUAUGCUGCGGGCCUUGGAAAAAAUCUAUGCAGAAAAGGAGAUCAGGAGGUCCCAUCACUCCCAGCUGAAGAGGGCAGUGGAGCAGGCCUUAGAUGAAAUCCGUGCUGAACUUCAAGAGGAUGAGAAGAGUUCCAAUGGGGGUGUGUCAGCAGCACUGCCUGUUCCUAAGGGGGAUGCCCAGCACAGUGACGUGGAGGGACACUUCUUGCCUUUCGAGCUUGCCUGUCGGUCAAAGUCACCCAGGAUUGUGGUCACUGCACUUGACUGCAUCCAGAAACUCAUUGCUUACGGUCACCUCACUGGGAACACAGCUGAUGCCAACAACCCGAGUCGCCGCCUCAUCGAUCACAUAGUGGAGACCAUCUGUAACUGUUUUAAUGGACCCUCCACUGACAAGGAUGUGGAGAUACAAAUCAUCAAGGCACUGCUGACAGUCAUCACCUCCCAGUAUGUCAGCGUCCAUGAGGGCACUGUGCUGCUGGCAGUGCGGACCUGCUACAACAUCUUCCUUGCCUCCCGGGACAUGAACAACCAGGUCACUGCCAAGGCUGCCCUCACCCAGAUGAUUAACAUUAUCUUCACACGCAUGGAGAACCACACUCUUGAGGAUGGUGGUGAAAGGGAGCACAGCAACAGCACAGCUUCCUCAUCCAGCACCACAACCACCUCCACCACCACCACCAACAACAACAUUAAUAAUGCCACCAGCAGCAGCAAUAACAGCAGCAGUAAUCAGCUGGUGCCCCAGGAGAAUGGUCCCCAGGAGAAUGGUCCUCAGGAAAAUGGUUCCGAGGUGGAGGAUUCUCAGGAGAUUCCAGUCCAGGAAAACAUCCCACCACCAUGGCAGCAGCCGCCCCCCCUCCCAGAAGGCCUGCCUCCUGAUACUGCUCCCACCACCACUAUCACCACCACCACCACUGAGAGUGAUACCCUAAAAAAUUCAGAUACAGGAGCCGUAGAGGAGGGACCACCAGUACCCAAUGGUUCAGCAGUAAUUAUGCCUCCAGAUACCCCCACAUCCUAUCAGAUUGCCUCUGAGCUGGUGGAGGACAUAGUAAACCAGGCAGUGACAGUAGUGUCCACAGAAGACACCAUUGUUGCCCCCGCUACUGCUGCUGCUGCCAGGUCCACUUCCAAUGGAAAUGCUGAAGGCACCACAGACAUUAUAGAGGCCUUGUCUCCCACCUCCCCUCCUGAACCUUCUCAGGAUGCCAUCAGUUCUGUCCCACAAGAUGCUGCUAGCACUGCCCCUCAAGAUGCUGCCAGUAUGAUGUCUCAGCCUGCAGACACAACCCAGGAGGACUCCUCACUGCCACCUCCACUCCCUGCCUCAGACCACCGCAGUGAUUCUGUAGCUUCCAAUCCUCCUCUCACUCCCACCUCUAUCACCAGAGUACCCUCCCAGGAAAGCAUAAACAUGAUGACAGAAGGUGAUGCGGCCAUGACAGCCAAGUUGUCUCACACACUUCAAAAAGAUGCAUUCUUGGUUUUCCGUUCGCUGUGUAAGCUUUCCAUGAAGCCUCUGCCAGAGUCCCCAGACCCAAAGUCCCAUGAAUUACGAUCCAAGAUUUUGUCCUUGGAGAUGUUGCUGUCCAUCGUGCAGAAUGCAGGCCAGGUGUUCCGUUCCAACGACACCUUCAUCACUGCCAUCAAGCAGUACCUGUGUGUGGCACUCAGCAAGAAUGGCGUCUCCCCCAUCCCUGAAGUGUUCCAUCUCUCCCUCGCCAUCUUUGUUGCUCUCCUCUCUAAAUUCAAGGCUCAUCUCAAGGUUCAGAUUGAGGUUUGCUUCAAGGAAAUAUUCCUGAACAUCCUGGAGGCCGGCAGCUCAAGUUUGCAACACAAAUGGAUGGUGAUUAUGGCACUCACUAAAAUCUGUGCUGAUGCCCAGUCUGUGGUGGACAUCUAUGUCAACUAUGACUGUGACCUCAAUGCCUCAAAUGUCUUUGAAAGGCUAGUGAAUGACUUGAGCAAGAUAGCACGAGGGGGCCAGCCUGGGGAGUUUGGGGCAACACCAGGCCAGGAACAGCCCAUGAAGACCAAGGGGCUUGAGUGUUUGGUGUCCAUCCUCAGAUGUAUGGUGGAGUGGUCCAAGGAUCUGUAUGUCAGCCCAAAUACUCUCUCCAACCUCAACCAAGAGAAGAAGAAGGAUGUGGAUGAGCCAGAGACAAAUAGCACAGUGGAGCGUUCAUCACUGGCUCGACACGGCUCUCAGAACUCCAUCAACUCCACAUCCACCCUCGCACCCAUUGGUGUAGACAAGCCAGAACAGUUCCAGUCCCUUAAGCACAGGAAGGAACUCUUGGAGGAAGGCAUUAAAAUGUUCAGUGAAAAGCCAGAGCGAGGUUUGGCCUUCUUGCAGUCUGAGGGCCUGGUGGGGCCUAAUCCCCAUGAUGUGGCAGUAUUCUUCCAUGAUGAUGAUAGACUAGAUAAAAGCAGGAUUGGUGAAUACCUUGGGGAUCCUGCCAAUAAAGAGUGUAUGUGUGCAUACAUUGAUGAGAUGGACUUCAGUAAUCAAGAAUUGUUGCCUGCUUUGAGGACAUUUGUUGAAGGAUUUCGGUUGCCGGGAGAAGCACAGAAAAUUGAUCGUCUCAUUGAAAAGUUUGCCUCAAGAUACACCGAAUGUAACAUGAACCAAGGAAUGUUCACCUCUGCCGAUGGUGCCUAUUUGUUGGCAUUCUCCAUCAUCAUGCUUACCACUGACCUUCACAACGUUAGCAUCAAAAAAAAGAUCACCAAGGAGCAGUACAUCAAAAUGAACCGCGGGAUCAAUGACACCAAAGAUCUGCCUGAGGAAUAUCUCUCAGCAAUCUAUGAUGAAAUUGCUGGGAAGGAGCUAAAGAUGAAGCCAACCUCUACAAAAUUAGGAAAGCAAGCCGUUGUAAAUGAGAAGAAGCGCCGAUCAACCUUCAACAUGGAAAUGGAGACUAUCUCCUUAACAGCCAAGUCCCUGAUGGAGGCAGCAUCCCAGACCAGUGCUCCCUUUAUCUUUGCCACUCAAGUGGAGCACGUGUGCCCUAUGUUCAAGAAAACGUGGCCAUCCUUCAUUGCAGCAUUUUCAGAGACCUUACAAAAAACUGAAGACAAUGUGGAGGCCUCCCUGUGUCUGGAUGGCAUUCGCUGUGCCAUCAGGAUCACCUGUAUAUUUGAUAUGUCUAUAGCAAGAGAUGCCUUUGUGCAGUGCCUGGCCCGCUUCACUCUCCUCAAUGCCACCACCCCAAUCUCAGAACUGAAGGCCAAGAAUGUGGAUUGUAUCAAAACCCUCAUCACUGUUGCUCACACUGAUGGAAAUUAUCUCGGGAAAUCAUGGCUUGAUAUCCUGAAGUGCAUCAGUCAGCUGGAACUGGCACAGCUGAUUGGAACUGGAGUCAAGUCACAAUACAUCAAAGACUCUGGCCUUAAGAUACCUCAUGAACCUGCUAACUUCUUAGAAGUAUCCUUCCCAGAAAUAUUCACCAGUGAGCAGAAGAAACUAGCCAACAUCAAGGAGAGUAUGGGAGAAACAUCAUCACAGAGUGUAGUUGUGGCAGUGGACAGGAUCUUCAACUGUUCUCCCAUGCUGGAUGGACAUGCAGUAAUUCACUUUGUGAUGGCACUGUGUCAGGUGUCUUUAGAGGAGCUAUCUGCACCCACCCCACGCAUGUUCUCUCUGCAAAAGGUUGUGGAGAUCUGUUACUACAACAUGGGCCGCAUCAGGCUGGAGUGGUCAAGGAUGUGGGAGGUCCUGGGUGAAUACUUCAACAAGGUGGGAUGCAACCAAAAUAAGGAUACAGCAGUGUUUGCCGUUGAUUCCCUCCGACAGCUGUCCACAAAGUUCAUUGAGAAGGGAGAGUUUUCUAACUUCCGUUUCCAGAAAGAAUUCCUGCGUCCAUUUGAACAUAUACUGAAGAAGAAUAGGUCGCCUGUGAUAAAGGACAUGGUGGUGCGCUGUAUCACCCAGAUCGUCACCUCACAGGCAAAGAACAUCAAAUCUGGCUGGAAAAAUAUAUUCAGUGUCUUCCAUCUUGCUGCAUCAGACAACGACCAGAACAUAGUGGAGAUGGCCUUCGAAACCACCAAAGAGAUUAUUUCACAAAUAUACAAGAAACACUUUGUCACUGUAAUUGACUCAUUCCAAGAUUCUGUUAAGUGCCUGAGUGAAUUUGCUUGCAAUGCUGGCUUUCCUGACACUAGCAUGGAGGCAAUAUCACUCAUCAGAGACUGUGCUAAAUAUGUGGAUGAGAAGCCACAGAUGUUCCGAGAGCACAACCUGGAAGAUGUGACAGUGUGUGCUGAUGACCGAGUGUGGGUGAGAGGCUGGUUCCCCAUUCUUUUUGAGCUGUCCUGCAUCAUUACUCGCUGCAAGCUGGAUGUGCGCACUCGUGCACUCACAGUCCUGUUUGAGGUGGUGAAGAACUAUGGUGGUUCCUUUUCACCACACUGGUGGAAAGAUCUCUUUAAGAUACUGUUCAGAAUAUUUGAUAAUAUGAAACUUCCAGAGCAGCAGACAGAGAGUGCAGUGGAGUUAAACGAGAGGCAAGCUGAGAAGAAUGAGUGGAUGACAACAACUUGCAACCAUGCUCUGUAUGCCAUUGUGGAUGUCUUCACUCAGUACUUUGAUGUGUUGAGUCCAAUCCUCCUGCAGGACCUCUACACUCAGCUCCACUGGUGUGUGCAGCAAGAUAAUGAACAGUUAGCUCGUUCUGGUACAAACUGUCUUGAGAAUUUUGUGAUCAGCAACGGACCCAAGCUUGACCCACAGACUUGGGACAAGACCUGUCAGUGCCUCUUGGACAUCUUCAACUCCACACUGCCUCAAGCGCUGCUGACCUGGAGGCCAUCUGAACCUGCCUCUGCACACAAUGUUGGUGGAGGAGCAUUUUCCGGCCUUCUGAUCCGGUGUGUGGUGCAGCUUGAGCUGAUCCAGUGCAUCGACAAUAUUGUUUUCUUUCCAGCCACCAGCAAAAAGGAGGAUCAAGAAAAUUUAGCUCUUGCCCAGGCUGGAGAUGCAGUGGAGAUGGUGAGGGAGCAGCGAGAAGACCAGGGCAUGUACCGUCACCUCACCGCCAUGCAGCUCUUCACCCUCCUGGACUGCCUCAUGGCUUCACACACAUUUGCCAAAACAUUCAAUUCAAACCACGAACAAAGAAAUCUCCUUUGGAAAGCAGACAUUUUCCCCACUUCAGGCUUCAAGGGAAGUGUAAAGCCCAACUUGCUGAAGCAGGAGACUCAGUCAUUGGCCUGUGCCCUGAGGAUACUCUUCCGAAUGUUGGCUGAUCCGUCCAGAGAAGAAGAAUGGCCACAGGUUCAGGAACGCCUGAUCUCUGUUUGUCGGUCAGGUUUGGAGUACUUCCUUUCCUUACCCGAGACUCACCGAGAGGCGUGGACAAACCUCAUCCUUCUCUUCCUCACCAAUAUCCAUAAGAUGUCCAAUGAGCAGUUUGCUGCCCAUGCCUCAAACUAUUACCCAUUCUUGUGUGAAAUCACAUGCUUCAAUCUCAAGCCUGAAUUGAGGGCUGUGCUGCGUAGAUUUUUCCUGCGCAUCGGUAUAGUAUUCAAUAUCACCCACCCAAGUGUACGUCACCACAUCACCUCAACCUCCUCCCUCAACUCCACAUCCCAGUCACGAGAAAGGUUACCCAGUGAGCCCUAGAUAAGGAAGGGCUGCUCCUCUUACAUGUGCCAGGAUGUGUUUGAGUCAGGUAACAGAGAAAAAACAAAGUGAAAACCUUAAGGAUUUGUGAUACUGGAGACAGUAAGGCUCCCUUAAGUGGGAAUGAAUAGCAUAUAGUAGCUAAAAAUUUUAUAAAAAUUUAUUAGUAUGUGAUUUUAUCAUAUAUUUUGGGAGAUGAGGUGCAUAAUUAUUCAGCCUUGGGAUUAAAGUGGUCAUUAUGCAGCUCUAUUCCCUCAUUCUGAAUCUAUAUCCUCUGCAGUAAAGGAAAGAGGAUUGCUGUAUGCUUAUGCAAGUUGUACAACAUAUAAAGGUAAUGUAUUUAUACACCAAAAUAGUUGCUGUAAAAAAUUUAAACAUGUUUAGACUUUGUUUUCAGCAUUUCAAUAGUAGGAAUUAUCUAGAUUUUGAGGAUUUUAUUUAGUGUAUUCAUGUAAAAAGUUUUAAAGACACUAUUUGUUUAAGUAUUAUUUUUGUAUUCAAAAGUAUUUUAGAAAUAUAUUAUGGCCAUGCUUUGUCUUAUAUUCCUCAAAGGUGAUCACUUCUCUGGUGCUUUUUUCUCUCAUUAUUAAUAUAUCUUGUACUCUAUAAAUUAUUUAUUUUGGAAUGGCCCUCAAGGAUUUUGGGAUAUUAGGUAGGAAGUGACCCUUGUCAUGAAGGGUGGAGGUCAAGUAGAGGUCAAGUAGUGGAUGUGGUGGUGGGGUCUGAGCAGGGAGCAGGUGGUGAGGUACUGCUCCUCAUACUGCACCCACCAUUGGGUUUUUACUUUUGCAUAAAUAUUUCAGUUUUCUUGAGCUGAAAAGCCAGAAAUUACAUGUUACAUUGUAUUUGAUCAAAAUGUGGCAGACUUAGAAUUUCAUAAAUAACAAAAGUUAAAGCUGAAAGUAUGCCAUGUUGUCAUUUUGGUUUGAUUGUAUGGAAAACAGCUGAAGGUGAACUGUCAUUCCCAUGUGCUGGCUGAGUCAGCUGGAGUGGUGCAGUCAGGAAGGCUUGGUGCAAGGUAGUUGCUUCAUGAGAAAACAUGCUGAUGUAGCAAAAUUUUGCAUGAAGUAAAUGUAAAUGCUUUUCUUCAGAAUUAUUUGUUAUUUACGUGUCUUAUGAAGUAAAGAAAAUUUUCACCAAGGAACUGGAACUUGCAUUUUGGAUAUAUGAAAUCUGGUAAAUGGCCAUUGGAUGAGAAUUUUAUUCCUCAUUCUCUCUCUCUCUCUCUCUCUCUCUCUCUCUCUCUCUCUCUCUCUCUCUCUCUCUCUCUCUCUCUCUCUCUCUCUCUCUCUCUCUCUCUCUCUCUC